AUGGAAUCUUCAAAGAAACUCAAAAUUGCAAGCCUGGGCAGCUCCUUUGCUGCUGGUCCCGACAUUCCCCCACAAAUCGAGCCAUAUGCCGCAUUGCGAUCAGGGCAGAAUUAUCCCCAUCUUUUGGCGCAGCACUUAAACGCUGAUCUCACUGAUCUGUCAGUCUCUGGUGCAACAUUGCUCAACAUAACAGUCGAUCCACAGUCUACUCCAUUCAACACGACCUUCCCACCGCAAAUCUCCAACCUCCCCGAAGAUGCCAAUAUAAUCACCGUGACUGCUGGAGGAAACGACAUCAACUACAUUGGCGGCAUGAUCGCCGAUGCUUGUGAUGCCGAGCUACAAUCUUCCGCGCCACUAUCACCCAGCGAAUUGGCAGAAAGAUUAGGGGGAGUCCUCGAUCAAAUACACAAACGGGCCCCGGGAGCUCGAAUCUUCCUUGUCGAAUAUCUUGCUGUUUUAGGACCUGGCACUCAAUCUGGUCGGGAUAUCCCGCUGACACAGGAGAGAAUUGAGCAUUACCGCGGCGUUGCGUCUGGUCUACAACAUGCAUAUUCUACCGCCGUGGAAGGUCGGACAGAUUGGUGUGAAACAGUCCCAAUUCACCAACUCAGUCAGGAACAUACACUCGGCAGCAAAGAACCCUGGGUUGGAGGCUUUGCAUCGGGGCCACUUCUCCAUCCGAACCUUGAUGGGAUGAAGGCUGUCGCGGAUAUUCUAGCUGAAACCGUCCGCAAGAGCAUAUUGUCCAAAUCAUUGUUGUGA
This is a messenger RNA of Penicillium griseofulvum, 765 nucleotides long. Its product is annotated as SGNH/GDSL hydrolase family protein. Gene Ontology annotation, molecular function: hydrolase activity, acting on ester bonds. The record is from RefSeq and is a predicted model, not a curated record. NCBI's taxonomy places the organism in Eukaryota, Fungi, Ascomycota, Eurotiomycetes, Eurotiales, Aspergillaceae. The transcript has a single exon. Bases 1 to 765 code for a protein of 254 amino acids.